Messenger RNA from Pseudophryne corroboree (corroboree frog), 838 nucleotides. Its product is annotated as nicotinamide N-methyltransferase-like. Bases 1 to 780 code for a protein of 259 amino acids. The record is from RefSeq and is a predicted model, not a curated record. The transcript has 3 exons. Gene Ontology annotation, cellular component: cytosol. Gene Ontology annotation, molecular function: N-methyltransferase activity. NCBI's taxonomy places the organism in Eukaryota, Metazoa, Chordata, Amphibia, Anura, Myobatrachidae.
AUGGAUUCCAGCGCCCAUAAAUUCUAUCCUGUACAUGGCGUUGAUUCUAGAGAACAUCUGGAAACAUUUUUUUCUAACAAACCAGACAUGGCUUUUGGAGCCGAUUCAAUUAAAUUUCCAAUGGAAUGUUUACACCGUGCAUUCAGUGAGGGUCACAUUAACGGAGACCUUUUGAUUGACAUCAGUUUUGGAUCCUUCAUCCAUCAUCUAUAUACAGCCAGUGGAUAUUUCAAACAGAUCCUUGUGCUGAAAGUCUCUGAGCAAUGUAUUAUGGAGCUGAACAAAUGGAUUAACACACAUACCGGAGCGUUUGAUUGGUCUCACAUAAUGCCAUAUAUUACAUGCCUAGAAGGUAACAGUGACCAGUGUCAGGACAAAGACAUGACAUUGAAGACGGCAAUAACAAAGAUCAUGAAAUGUGACAUUGACAAUGAGAAUCUCACAGACCCGGAGGUGCUCCCACCAGCAGACUGUGUCAUUAGUGGAUGGAUGUUGGAUUUCAUCAGCAAAGACAAAGAGGAUUAUAUAAAUAAUUUCAGAAAAUUUGUGAAGCUACUAAAACCUGAAGGAUACCUGAUAUUGUUGGGAGCUUUAAAUACAACUUAUAUAAAGGUUGGGCAGGACAAGGUACAUAUGUUCAGAUAUGAUGAGAAAUUUGCAAGAAAAGUUCUCAAUGAUGAAGGGUUUGUUAUUGACCACUGUGCAGUCCAUAAAAAAACAGCAGAUAGUGACCUUUGUGACUAUGAGGCAGCAAUGUUUAUUACAGCUCAUAGAGAGUAAUAAGGGCCUGAUUCUGAGUCACAUGCUUUGACGGGUGCAGUUAACCAUUUUCUUUAUA